Molecule: messenger RNA, 678 nt
Organism: Schistocerca cancellata (South American locust)
Lineage: Eukaryota; Metazoa; Arthropoda; Insecta; Orthoptera; Acrididae
Product: phospholipase A2
Exons: 4
Coding region: 1-678 (225 amino acids)
Biological process (GO): phospholipid metabolic process; lipid catabolic process; arachidonate secretion
Molecular function (GO): A2-type glycerophospholipase activity; calcium ion binding
Source: RefSeq, a predicted model, not a curated record
AUGCGACUACACUGCUGGCUGCGCGUGCUCAUUGAUCUUAAGCACGGCCCUGAGGCGUGCUUUCUCGCAGCUUUCUGCAUCUCCGUCAGCGGCUGCGGCAAGGGCCACGAAGACGUUCUCCGAGGGGCGGACUGCCAGCAGGAAAGCUCUUGUGGCGGUGCUGGCGGCAACGCGACCGGCCCGGUGUACCUGGCCCGCGGCGGCCGGCCGUGGCUGCCCUCCGUGGCGCUCGCCCUGGAGGGCCAGCAGCAGCAGCAGCAGCAGCAGCAGGGCUCGUACCGGCGGCCGCGGCGCGGCGUCUUCAACCUGUACUCGAUGGUGCAGUGCGCCACCGGCUGCGACCCGCUGCGCUACAAGGGCUACGGCUGCUACUGCGGAUUCCUCGGCUCCGGAUACCCCGUAGACCCCAUCGACAAGUGCUGCAAGAUGCACGACUGGUGCUACAACGUGGCCGACUGCCCCGUCUUCCUCGAGUACUUCGUGCCCUACUACUGGCAGUGCUUCUACACGACGCCCGUCUGCGCCCUGGAGCACGGCUAUUGGGGCAGGUGCGCCCAGCGACUGUGUGACUGCGAUCGCCGGCUCGCAGAGUGCCUCAGGAACUUCCCGUGUCCACGGGGCAAGGCCGUCUGCACCUCCUCCACCUUCCGCUACCUGCAGAACGUCAUCUUGGGGUAG